AUGGCCCCCGAAAAUUCCGUUGCUGCUUCCACCAAAAAGCGACGGCGGCCUGCUGUUGCCUGUGAGCGCUGCCGCCAAAGAAAGAUCAAAUGCGACACGCAGUCUCCUUGCAACAACUGUACAAAGGCUCGAAAUCACACUUGUACAUAUGUCUCUACACAUAUCCCUAAAUCAAGGGCAUUGAAAUCAAGACAGGCUACUACUUCUGAAGCCCAAUCAGGCCCUCGCCCACUCGCCCCAGCCGUCGGUAAAUCCAUCACGAGCUCGGCUGACUAUAUAACACCGUCGUUUGAGCCUUUUCCUGGUUCUUCUUCCUCUCCUUCGAAUACUCACACGUCAAUCGCCACGCCAGCCACUACUGUGUCUCAUACCAAUUGGCCCAGAGUCGGCGCAAACAAGCUAGAGGUCAAGCAGAGCCAAGACCACGCAUUAGGCUUCCGAUCUACGGGCUGCAUUCUCGUUUCACAAGACGCAGCUACCCCACCAAUUAGAGGAAGUAUUUCCAAGACACGAUAUUUUGGCCAAAGUCACUGGAUGAACGGGGCCAGUAUGUUUCCAAAAGAACUCGGAACGUUGGUGAAUGAAGAGGCGGAUCAAGGCGAGCUGUUCCAGGCUCUGCAUAAGUGCAAGUUGUUGGGACGAAAGCUCAAGGCACAGAGAAUUCAACCUAUCUUGUCGACACAGUUGGGAGAGAAUAUGCCUUCCCGCCAAGAUGCAGAUGUGCUGGUAGAAAACUACAUCAACACCUUUGAAGGCAUCUUCCGCAUUGUCCACAUUCCCACCUUUCGCGCCGAUUAUCAGCGCUACUGGCAAGAUGUAAACUCUGCAACAGAUGCUCUUGUUUUACUAAUCAAGCUUUGCAUGGCCCUUGGAAGCACUGUACGCGACGACUCAGAUGACUGGAAACCAACAGCGAUGCAAUGGGUACGUGAGGCACAGGUUUGGCUCAUGCUGCCCCCAGAGAAGAGUCGAUUGACUCUGCAAGGCAUCCAAAUCAUGUGUCUGAUACUUCUUUGCAAAUCCGUCGUCGGACUUGGUCAAGACCUGACCUGGGUGCUCACGGGGGCAGUUGUUCGCAACGCCAUGUACAUGGGCCUCCAUCGGGAUCCGAAACACCUAGCCAAGAUGACUACCUAUGCAGCAGAAAUGCGACGACGUUUAUGGGCUACUAUUAUGGAAUUAAACUUGCAGUUUGCUACCGAGGCCGGGGGGUUGCCCCUCAUCUCAGAGCUGGAUUACGACACUGAACUCCCUGCCAAUCUCGAUGAUGAGCAGCUCGACGACGAACCUGAUAAAACGAGAACGUCACCCCCUUCCGAGAGCGCCCUUACUCAGUCAACGAUUUUCAUUGCAUUAGCCAAGUCAUUGCCAUUCCGUCUGAGACUGAUAAAUGAUGUCAACAACUUCCGCUCUGUUGAGUCAUACGAUCGGACUCUGGAAAUCAACACGACUCUUUCUGAGACUUGUCAGGAGUUUUCAGCAAAGAUGAACAGCUUGAUUGGGAAGAAGCCUUCACCUACUGCAACAGCACCUAUUAAUUCUUGCCAUGUCUUGUUUGGUGAGAUGCUCUUGUAUCGAUUCUUCCAUACACUCCAUAUGCCAGUGGUGACCAAGGCUUUUGAUGACCCAAAAUACUACUUUUCGAGGCAAAUCUGCGUCAGUAGCUCUCUCAAGCUCUCGUCCAUGUGGGGUUUCAACGGUACAAAAAGCCCCAACGAAGUUCUUGACCCUGGAGUGGCCAGCUUCAGGAGACUAGCGAUUGCUGGAACGGGCGUAUUUCGAAAUAUUCCCGCCUUGUCCCUCUUUAUCCUCAGUCGCGAGCUGUUGGAACAGCGUGGCACCUCAGCCAGCGGACUUGGUUUGUUUCCUGCAGCGACAAAUCAUGACCUCCGCGUCCAUCUUGAGAGCUUCCAGGCCUGGUCGUUGGAAAGGAUAAAGGCGGGAGAGACGUCCGUCAAAGAGCACUGCUUUAUUUCAGCGCUGCUGGCUCACACUGAUGCGCUUGCGCAGGGACUUGAUGCCAAAGCCAUUACCAAAUUUAUGAUAGACAAGUGCACAGAAUCUGUGACUCUGACUUUAGGGAUCUUGACAGACCUUGCGGAAAAAGCCGGCAUCAUGGGUGAAAAUGCAAACGUAGAGGGUGUAGUCGACUACAAUGACGAUAUGGCGGCAUUUAGCAUGGAUUGGAACAGCGGGUUGGAUUGGGAGAAUGGUUCCUUGUGGAAAUCAGGCUGGUGGCAAAUGAAUAUUAUGCCAAAUCUCGACGAUUUUAACCCUGGAGUUUGCCCAUAG
This is a messenger RNA of [Torrubiella] hemipterigena, 2292 nucleotides long. The record is from the annotation of a GenBank genome assembly. Lineage: Eukaryota; Fungi; Ascomycota; Sordariomycetes; Hypocreales; Clavicipitaceae.